AUGGUGGCUGGCAUUCCUCUCACCAAUCUCAAGCAGUGUCUCCAGUUCCUGCUGUGGUUAAAGGGUCACAGUGGUAUGCAAAACCAGGUGAUUAGUGAACUGGUUAAGCGUUAUGGAGAAUCUUAUAAUCAUAUUUCGUUUACGGGCCAACUGCCACCUGCUGUCUCCGAAUUCCUCUGGAACGUGUCCACGUUCUAUACGAGAUUAUGCAAAAUCCCAACGGCGGGAAGUUAUGUCAAUCCAAAAGCAAAAGAUGUCACCGAUGCGCUCCUCGAGUGCGUUCCCAAGUUCCUCGCCGCUUUGUAUUUUUUGCUCUACAAUGUGGAUAGAUGGUUCGAAGCAGUGGGAGGAGGGAAGUGGAGAGAUGAUAACCCUGGGUGGGAGACUACUUGGGUGAGAUAUGUGUGGCAUAGAGAGUGGGGAGGGAGACUGCAGAAUUAUCUCAGGGCGAGACAGAGCGUUAAAUACGGUGACCUCAUACCUGGUGGAUUCGGCCCAGAAGAGGUGACGUAUGGUUAUGACUAUGAUCCUCUCUAUGGUUAUUGGUACGGUGAGAGCAUGGUAAAUGACCUACAGAAGAUUUUGUACAAACAUAAUCAUAAAUACAACGAUUUCCGGGACGUAUUUUUUACAACAGUCAUUUCUAAAUCCGGCACCCAAAUUUCUAACACUGCGAACGUUCUUGCAUUGGUGAGAACGUUUUGCCAGAUUGUGGAUGCUGAGGCAAAGAACGAUCAGGGUAAAAGGUUGAAAGCAGUUUUGGAAAGGGAGUUAAAAGACAAAUGUAUUAAUUGGCCUAAUUUAGUAGCCCAUUGCUCCAAACUUCAAGACCAACUUGGCAAGUUGUUCAAGAUCGAUGGCUUUUCCUACACCGGCCAGGCGCGGACUGUUUACGAGCUUAACACUGAGAAAUUUGCGGGGGAGACAGCGAAAUGGUUUAGAAAUAAUUUGCACGAAGUUCAAAAGAAUGUACAACGAAUAGAUACAAAUUUCCCAGUCGACAACACUCUAUAUUUGACUGCUCUUCAGCCAUUUGCAACCAAAAACAUAUUCCCCUACGGUUUUAUAUUUGGUAAAGGACAAUAUGGAACGCUGGGAGACGCGUGGAAGAAGUUGUCAGAUCAUUGGCCCAGUGUCAUAGGUAUGCUGGGCAAAAAUGGUGAUGGUUUGGACAUGUUGAAAACGCUUUUGGAUGAUGAGCGGUGCCAUCAUACGGCUCCUCCAAAACCACGACCAAGGCCGGCGCCCAGGCCCCCGAGGCCUGCCAGACCCGCGCCACCACACCAGCCUUCCAGGACUUCGACCGUGAGGCAAUCCGGUACAAGGAGUGUUGGAGGUUGGUUGUCUAGUGGGAAUUAUGGUUCUGGUGCUAGAGGAGUGGGAGGGAAUAACUAUAGAGGCGGGUUCAACGGUAGCAGAGGGGUACGGUGGGCUACAAGACGCAGAGUACAAGGCCAAGGGCCUCGAGGCGGUGUACAUGCCAAGGGCGCACAGAGAAGCAGUAUUUCAGGGCAUACGGUGUCUACUGAGCCCCAACUCCUGCAAUCUCAAAGUAAUCCCCAGCCUCAUCCUCAACAACCCCCUGGCCCCAGUGCUCCUGGAGACCCUGCCAUCCCUAUUCAGCCAGGGGGCCCGGGUCCAAUUUCAACAGACAGUGUUACUCCAGGUACACGGACUACUUCAUCUCCACAAGAUGUUCUUACUCAGACUCCGAGUGUCUCAGGUUCAAACACUGGGUCAGAUGGUGAUCAGCAUGAUGGUGGAGGUGGAGGGAAACAAUUGUCUCCAGAAGAAGAAAAACGAUUGAAAUAUUACGAGGAAAUAUUGGAAGCUAAAAGAGAUGUCUUUCAUAAACAAGAUGAAGAGAGAAAGAAAGUCGCAGCGGAGUUAGGUAAAAGAUUAAACGAAGAAGACCCGCAGAAAAAGAAAGAAGCUGACGCGGAACGUAAAUAUCGGAAAGAUUUGGAGGUCAGAGAACAACUAUUCCUACAGCAUUAUCAUCCAAAAAAUACGAUUAGGCAUCAAAAUGCUGUUGUCCCUUCUCAGAGUGCAAACCAGGAUCCGUAUGCACUUGUGGGCCUUGAAGGAUCUACGCUGGAUGCUGAUGUGAUCUUCGCGGACGGUGAAGCCGUGCAGGACACGUUUUUCGAAUAUAACGAAAAAGAAUGGCAAAAAAAACUUCUAGAUGAACAAGAACAAAACGCUAUAAUGAAUCACUUGAGGGAUGAAACUAAUAAAAAACGCAGCGAAGACGCAGACAAAUUAAAUCAGUCUCAGCAGGAAUUAAUGGAAGCCGCGAAAAGAGAGGCGGAAGAUCGCAAAUUAUUUGAUGCCGUUAAAAGGAUCCCUCAACCUGCUCCACUCAAGGCAAACUUCUAUGACAUUCCUUUGGCGUACCCUAUAAAGCCGCCGAACUUGCCAAGGAAAUCUCUUCCGCCGCCUCCGCCGCUGAUAGAACUCAAAGGACGCACUGUGUCCGACCACAAAUUGCCACCAUUACCGUCAGCCUCUCCACUCAAGGGUGAGCCGGUGGCCCCCCCGCCGCAGCCUACCAUUGAUUUCGAAAUUGACAAGCCAUAUGCACCUGAGCAGAUUGCGAAAAUGGAGUCGCGUAGGACAGCGUAUCUGCCAAAUGAAAUUAUCGCUCCCGCACCGUUACCCUCAUACAAGGUUGACUUCGAUAUAGCACCAAAAGUCAAGGUAUACAAUAACUCAAAAUACAUGUCCACCACCAACCUAAAACCGCAACCACCUUCCAAGCCAGACUUAGACGUCUACGUCCCCAAUCAUAUACUCCAAGACCACGUGGACGACUUGGACUUUGAUCACGACCCUCCACCUCCUCCAACCGCCGAGCCACUUGAGCCCAUCGGCCCAUCCACCACCGCCAUUGCUCUCAACUUCCCGCCAAUCGAGGCUUUGCCAAAACUCCCGGACAGCGUCCCAUCCAAAUAUAUUCACAGUCCUGAUGCCGUUCAAAUGUGCGUCGCUCCUUGGAUAAAUCAGCAACCGACUGACAACUUUGCCGAUAUCCCCGAGACGGAGCUGUUCCCUUCCGAGACGCCAAACACCGUCCGGGAUAUGCUUAUUUGGAUCGCCGGGCUGCAGCACAAGAAGCAUCAAGAUACUCUGGAACAGUGCAUCAACAACGCUUUCAAGCGCGGCGAUGAUGACUCUGCCAGCCUCACACUCCCAGCCAACGAUUACAACAUCACUACCACACAGGUACAUGACACCUUAAAACUUGUCUCCAUGUUUUCAAGUUCCGUGCUAUCCACCAUUGCACCUAAUUGGAGACUGGCAGUGUCGUCUGUAACUGCAAAGCCUAAGGGAUCCGACCAAUCUAAGGAGCCUGAUUGCUGUGCCCUCCUCUGUCAGCUGCGGGACUACGUCUACGCCUGCCACCACCAGUUGGAGUUCCUGAAGUCGCAGUGUUCUCGGAACUCCACGCGAGGUGGUUGGCAGGAUUGUCCGGAUGGCCGUGAUGUAUCAUCUCCCAAGUCCCCCCUCCAAGCCUUCCUGACUGACGCGUCCCCCUUCAAGACUCACCCCUUCGACCCGUGCAACAUUUGCCGCAAGAGCCGUGUCAAGAUGGGAUUCACAAAGGAGGAUUUGCCUAGAACUCAGCAAACAGGAAAGGACAUUUUCACCAUCCUCUCUCCCGUCUGCGGCGGCGAAGACCCUUUGAUGACCUUGACCUCUUACCUCAACUGUAUCACCAGGCGGACGCCGCGCACCACAGGGGAGCUUGUGUCUUUCUUCCACCAUUUCGGGAAUGAGCUUCAUGACGUGUAUUCAGACUUGUCCAAGCUGGGCUCCGCCCUCUCCAAUAGACAUGACGACUGCCCCGACUGGGACCGUCUAGAGGCCGCCGACCUCCGAGUCAUCAAGGGCGCACGGGGCUCCGCCACUCCCAACUCCAUCCACGACCACAUAAAGGACCAUCCCAACACCCUGUCCACGCUGAUUGGCUGCGGCAUCGUCAAUGUACAGUGCCCACAGCAUAUGAAGCCCAUCACCUACCGGGCCUACUCCCUGUACUCUCCGAGCUUCGCCCACAACUACCUCAGCUGGGUGGUGCAUCUCGCAGACAGACUGUGGGACUCACUGCUCAGGCUGCGGUGUGAUCUCGACAACCUUCAAUGUCACGACUCCAAGCCCCUACACCAGUGUCUCAAGGUCCUGCCCCUCCUCUACUCUCACGGGUUCACGCCACCAGACGGGACACUGCAUUCCUCACUCACGUGUUCCAAGGUCAUCGCCAAGCUGGAGCAGGUGGUCAACGGCAAGCCUAUCGCAGGCCUAAUGACCGCCAUGGACACAUUCCUCUACAAUAUCAGGAUGCCCUUCCUCUUCUGCCUCGUUGCACUCUGGCUCAUCGCCGCGCUCUACAUCCUCAUCGUCAUGCUCUACCGCAUGGACGUGCUGCGCAUCCGCUCCCACCUGCUCAACACCAGGGCCUCCCACCUCAUCGACGUCAAGGCCUUACUCACUAAAGGCCGGAGAAUGCUCUCACUGUACCACGGCGUCGACUACUUCGACGACGAACCUGUUGAACGCUUCGACGUCAAGUAA
Messenger RNA from Babesia ovata, 4575 nucleotides. RefSeq names its product Ribosome-binding protein 1. The coding region runs from base 1 to 4575 and encodes 1524 amino acids. Lineage: Eukaryota; Apicomplexa; Aconoidasida; Piroplasmida; Babesiidae. The transcript has a single exon. The record is from RefSeq and is a predicted model, not a curated record.